AUGCGUCAUAGUUCAGGGUUUGGAUGGGAUUCUAUGACAAAGAAAUUCACAGCUAGUGAUGAAGUAUGGGAGGAUUAUUUUAAGACUGAUACUUUUGAGGAUUAUGAAGACUUAAGACUUGUAGUUGGGAAUGGAACUGCUAUAGGAAAAUACGCAAUUGGACUUGGAGAUGACACUGAUGCGAGAACCUUUGAAACACAAGAAAAUGGGGGUACUAACUUAUUAGAUGAUUACGUAUUUGAUCACAACAGUGGUGAAUUCAUACAAAGCAAUAGGCAAGAAUCUUCAUAUCAACCUCUAUUUUCUGAGGACCUUGCUUCACGAUUACCAUCUCAACCUAUGAGUUCUAAGGUUCCACAAGCAACUAGAAAAUGA
Messenger RNA from Zingiber officinale, 375 nucleotides. RefSeq lists its product as uncharacterized. NCBI's taxonomy places the organism in Eukaryota, Viridiplantae, Streptophyta, Magnoliopsida, Zingiberales, Zingiberaceae. The transcript is spliced from 2 exons. Bases 1 to 375 code for a protein of 124 amino acids. The record is from RefSeq and is a predicted model, not a curated record.